UUUGGAUUUAGUGCAGUGCAAGCCUAGCUGUUAGAUUCACGUAGCUAUACGAAAAUGGCUUUUCGUCUAUUGAUUGCUUCGUUUAUUGUCCUAGCUCUGUUUGAACUGUGCAGCGCUGGAGGUGGUGGUGGAGGAGGACACAAGAAAGUGAUCAUCCACGUUCCAUUCAAGGUCAAACACAUCCACCACACGCACACGGUGGUAAAACACGUCGGCGGCGGCGGCGGCGGUGGAGACAACGAGUUCUACAAGGUCAUCGGCUACUCCGGAGGCAUUGACGACGGCGAGGUGGUUUCUCACGGCUCCGGAGGAGACGGCGGCGGUUUUGGACAUGGAGGUGGAUGGGACGGUGGAUUCGGAGGCGGCAUCGGAGGCGGCCACGGGAUCGAAAUCGGUCACGCAGGUGAUGUCGGAGGUCACGGAGGCGGCAUCGGGGGCGGUCACGGAUACGCCGCAGGAGGCGGUCACGGAAUCAGCGCCGAAGCCGUUCACGACGUCGGAUCAUCAUCUGGGGGCGGCGGCGACUACAGUUAUGGUGGCGGCGGUUUCGAACACAACGCCAUCUCGAACGAGGGGCACGACUUCAGCGGCGGUUACGGAGGUGGCGACAUUGGAGGAGGCGGUUACGAGGUCCAUGGGGGCGGCGACGACGGAGGCCACGGGGGCUACCACUAAAUGCAAUUUAUUCAAGGAGGGUUUUUCUCCUCUUGUUUUCCCCUUACAAAUGCCAAACUAGUCCUAUUUGUUACUUUUAUUAUUUAAUUUUAUU
Messenger RNA from Anoplophora glabripennis (Asian longhorned beetle), 769 nucleotides. Its product is annotated as glycine-rich cell wall structural protein 2-like. The record is from RefSeq and is a predicted model, not a curated record. The transcript has 4 exons. NCBI's taxonomy places the organism in Eukaryota, Metazoa, Arthropoda, Insecta, Coleoptera, Cerambycidae. The coding region runs from base 55 to 675 and encodes 206 amino acids.